Messenger RNA from Danaus chrysippus (African queen), 3777 nucleotides. Lineage: Eukaryota; Metazoa; Arthropoda; Insecta; Lepidoptera; Nymphalidae. The record is from the annotation of a GenBank genome assembly.
AUGGAUUACAACAGCAAACAAUUGGCUGAAGAUCUCUUUCUUCGGGUCCCAGUAGACGCUCGAAUAAGAAAACCCGUAGAAGAAGUAGAAGAACAUCAUCCAAAACUGAAGGUUGAAAUGCAAACUAUUCGGUUGAAUCCUGACUCGCAGAAGCUUGUAUUGGAUACAUUGCGUUUUAUACACGGCCCUGAUUUCAAAUUGAAUAGUGCCAGCCUUUACAAGGAUAAGGGUACAAAUUUCAGUAAACAAUAUUGGUUGGAGCGAGGCAACCUUAUAGUGCGUGGUGGUUGUGACUAUUCCAUACAAUCACAACCAGAUAUGAAAUCAUCUGAAGUCAGGUUGAGGGAAUUUGCUUUGGCUAAAUUGGAAAAGUACUGUUUCCACAAAGCUCAUUGUGCAGAGGCUUUAGAAAAUGCAGCUGAAAACGUCGAAAAGGCUUUAGAAAUUCUAUUUAAAAAGUAUUAUAAUUUUACAACAUUAGAAAAUAUAGAAAAUUAUCCACCAAAAUCUGAAUUGUUGGAUAUGAGGAAUGACGAAAAAGCUGUACUGGAAUCUAUAUAUGAGAAUAGUUUCAGAGUUAGAGAUACAAAUGUAUGGACAGUUGAUGUCAAUUUGGAUUACGUAACGAAAAUGUAUGCAGCUGACAAAGUAAAGAAAAAGAAAGAAAAUAUUAAUUAUAAUACAAAUUUCAAAACGAAAAAGAAAGAAUUAUGCAGACUGUUCCUUAACGGUAAUUGUAGAUUUGGCGCGAAAUGUAAAUUUACACACGAAGCUAAAGACGACGAAAAGUUAGAGGAAGUAGAAAAGGAAUCUGUUACUUACGAAUUAGAAAUACGUUUCCCAGAAGAUACAUAUUAUCCAUAUGAAUCACCGAUGUUGUUUAUCAAAGCUAAUAGCAGUUCAAAUUUAAUACCAACAAAUACUUGUCUCAAAAUAGCUGCCAGAUUGUAUGAUGAAGCCAAAACAUUAGCCCUUGAUGGCAUACCCAGUGUAUACUCUCUAGUUGAAUUACUUAAUAAUGAAGAUGAUAUAGUUAAUUUUAUUAAAUUUGACACUAGACAAUUUCCCCAGGCAUCGGAUAUGUUGUUCCCUCAACUAAUAGAAGGUAAUAAUUCCGAUAGCCAAAAUAAACCAACACAUUAUAAAAAAGGAGAUUCAAAGGAUCAUAGACAAAAUGUAAAUUUUGAUGAAUUGCUCAAAGAUAAUAAUGAAAUAGCAAAACGUUUUAUGGAAAAAAGUGACAAUAAUAGAUAUAAUAAAAUGAUGUCCUCAAGAAGAAAACUCCCGGCAUGGCAAAAGAGAAAAGAAAUAUUACAAGCUAUGGAAAAGUCUCAGGUAAUAGUAAUCAGCGGUGAGACAGGUUGCGGUAAAAGUACUCAAGUACCACAAUACAUUUUGGACAAUUGGCUUGAAAAUUAUGAAGGAAACCACGUAGAGAUAGUUUGUACACAACCGAGACGAAUAUCAGCUAUAGGUGUGGCUGACAGAGUUUCUGAAGAGAGAAUCGAAAAGACUGGACAAAUUGUUGGUUAUCAGAUACGUUUAGAAAAUAAGAUCUCAUCGAAAACCCGUCUAACAUUCUGCACUACGGGUAUAUUACUGAGAAGAUUGGAAUACGAUCCACAGUUAAAAUCAAUAACUCACAUCAUAGUUGACGAGGUCCAUGAGAGGUCUGAAGAAAGCGAUUUCCUCUUGUUAAUAUUGAGGGACCUUAUCAAAGUUAGGAAGGACUUGAGGGUCAUAUUGAUGAGUGCGACAUUGAAUGCGGAGCUGUUCUCGGAUUAUUUUGACAAGGUUCCAGUUUUGGAGAUCCCUGGCAGAACUUUUCCUGUGGAACAAUACUUUUUGGAUGACAUUUUGGACAUGACAGAUUAUAUAAUGGAGGAGAAUGGACCUUUUGCUCGUAAAAUUAAGAAAGGUGACAAGGAUAAAAAAUUUGAUUUCGAAACCGAAUUAGAAGCCUGCGAUGUUAAGUCAGAAUCCACUGAACCACCGAAAAUAGUGAUUCGUGACGAAAACCUAACGAUAUCACAGAUCGUAGCAAGAUAUCCCAAACUGAGUAAAAAAGCGUGUAAGAAUUUAUAUCUUAUGGAUACUGAAAAGAUAAAUUUGGAACUCAUAGAGCAUGUUCUAACAUACAUCGUCUCUGGGCAUCAUUCGUGGCCGACAGAGGGCGCUAUUUUGAUAUUUCUGCCUGGUAUAGGUGAAAUAAUGUCGUUAUAUGAUCAAUUGGUUGACAGUCAUACAUUCAGUCCGAAAACGGGCAAAUACAAAAUAAUUCCUCUCCACUCGACAUUAACAAGCGAAGAACAGUCCAUGGUUUUCCAAAAGCCGAGAGAUGGAGCUAGGAAGAUAGUACUAUCAACUAACAUAGCGGAAACAUCCGUUACUAUAGACGACUGUGUGUUUGUUAUCGACUGUGGAAGAAUGAAGGAAAAACGUUUCGACUCCAACCGCAAUAUGGAAUCUCUUGACCUAGUGUGGGUGUCUCGAGCCAACGCUAAACAAAGGAAAGGUCGCGCCGGUCGUGUGAUGGCCGGAGUUUGUAUUCACUUGUUCACAUCACACAGAUACAACUAUCAUCUCUCAGAACAACCGGUUCCGGAAAUACAUAGAGUACCGUUAGAACAACUGGUGCUGAAAUUGAAGAUAUUACCGCUGUUCCAGAAUAUGGGUGUUCAUGAGGUGCUUGGUAAAACAAUUGAACCCCCAUUAAAAUCUAACAUAGAUGGUGCGCUAAUAAGAUUGCAAGAUGUAGGGGCGUUAGACAAAAUGUAUGCUCUAACGGCUCUUGGCAAGCACCUGGCUGCUCUGCCAGUGGAUGUUAGGAUUGGAAAACUUAUGUUAUUUGGUGCUAUUUUCUGCUGUGUUGAUUCAGCGUUGACUAUGGCAGCAUUUUUGAGUCAUAAAAGCCCGUUCUUGGCGCCGUUUGGGAAAAAGUCAGAAGCUGAUGCAAAGAGGAGAGAAUUCGCGUGUUCUAACAGCGAUCAGCUGACAACAUUGAGGGCUUAUAGAAAAUGGCAACAAGCACUCAAACAAAGCACACACUCAGCUCUGGUAUUCGCUAACGAGAACUUCUUAUCACACAAGACGCUUGUAAUGUUAGCUGAUAUCAAGCACCAGUUGCUUGGUCUGCUCGCGUCGAUAGGCUUCGUACCAGACAUGCCGGGCUUGAGGAAAAAAAUGUAUAAAGAUUCCGUCCAAGCUCUCACUGGUGAAGAGUUAAACUGUAAUGGAACGAAUGAUAAACUUCUAGCUGCUAUAUUGUGUGCUGCGUUGUAUCCUAAUGUUGUGAAGGUUUUAACCCCAGAGAAAUCAUUCCACAUGCAAAUAGGGGGCGCCAUACAGAGACAGCCGAAUCCCGAUGAAUUGAAAUUCAAAACUAAAUCUGACGGUUACGUUGUUCUACAUCCGUCAUCUGUUAAUUCUACCGUGGGUUAUUUCACGAGCCCUUACUUGGUUUAUCAAGAGAAAGUUAAAACUACGAGGGUUUUUGUUAGAGAAUGUUCUAUGGUGCCGCAGUUACCGUUGGUGUUAUUUUCAGGUUGUAAUUUGUCAGUGGAACUUCACAACGGUACAUUCAUAGUGUCUUUGGAAGAUGGAUGGAUCAUGUUUCAAGUUGAAGAACAUGAGGUUGCUGAAAUGUUGAAAACAAUACGAGUGGAACUGAUCAACUUGUUGGAAGAGAAAAUAAACGAUCCUUCAUUGAAUUUGUUGCAUUACGAGAAAGGAAACAGGAUUAUCAAAGCAAUUGUCCAAAUAAUUUCUAAAGACUAA